AAAGAAAAAACGAAACAAGAACCACCUGGACAAGCAAGCGCCAUCGCUCGUCGCAAACGCGCCCUAGCGCGUCGUCAGUCGUAUCCAAGAUGGCUUCAGGCAGCGUCAACCCGGAGCUGGUACGCGAACGAGCGGCCGCUAGUUUUAAUAUUCGCGAAUUGACACACCUCCUGGACGGUGGCAGCGAAAAGACUGAACGCAGGAAAGAACUAGAGAAACUCUUCCAUGAGGACCCAGAGUUCAGGACCGAUGUUCCACAGUGCUACCUUACCUACUCAGAAGCAUAUGCAGAUGCACUGCAAAAAUGUCUCAAGAUUUACCAAAAGGCUAUGGUGCUCUCUGAUCCAAGGGAAAUCUUGACUGUUGCUGAUGCAAUUCUGCAUGACUCAACUCCCGUGCAUGUGCAUUUUGUCAUGUUUGUUCCGGCUCUUAUGGGUCAUGCAAACGAGGAGCAGCAGGCGAAGUGGCUCUCCGAUGCCCUCACUAUGAAAAUCAUCGGGUCCUAUGCACAGACUGAACUUGGUCAUGGAACAUUCAUUCGUGGGCUGGAAACACGGGCCACCUAUGACCCCGAACGAGAGGAGUUUGUCCUGCACACACCGAACCUGUCCUCCAUAAAAUGGUGGCCUGGAAGCUUGGGCAAGACUGCAAACCAUGCAAUCGUGCUCGCCCAGCUGUACACCAAGGGCAAGUGCUAUGGCAUUCACCCGUUCAUGGUGCAGAUCCGAAGCAUGGAUGACCACACUCCACUUCCAGGUAUCACAGUGGGCGAAAUUGGACCAAAGAUGGGCAUGAGGGCUGCUGACAAUGGUUUUCUGAAAUUGGACAAUGUUCGUAUUCCAAGGGAAAACAUGCUGAUGAAAAAUGCCCAGGUAACAAGAGAAGGUGACUAUGUCAAGCCUGCGAGCGACAAGCUCAAUUACGGCACCAUGGUGUUCGUGCGAGUGCUUCUUUUGGACAUGUUUGCCUUCAACAUUGCUCGGGCAUGUACAAUUGCUGUCCGAUACAGCGCAGUGCGCAGGCAGUCUGAAAUUACUCCGGGCCAGGGCGAAUGCCAGAUCCUGGACUAUCAGGCACAGCAAUACAAGCUGUUCCCUCUGUUGGGCCUGUGCCACGCCCUCCGUGGCAUGUUUGCCAACCUCAUGGAGCUUUACAAGCAGGCCAACCAAGACCUUGAGCAGGGAAACCUGCAGGCAUUGCCUGAGCUGCACGCCAUCUCAUCUGGCCUGAAGGCCUUUUGCUCAGAAAUGGCAGCUAAGGGCAUUGAGACUUGUCGUCUGGCCUGUGGUGGACAUGGGUUCCUCCUCAUUAGUGGCCUCCCUAGACUUUACGCAACCACAGUGGCUGCCUGCACGUACGAAGGGGAGAACACUGUCAUGUAUCUCCAGGCUGCGAGGUACCUGCUGAAGUGCUUGGCCCAGCCCCACCUGGUUUCGAACAGAUCAGCCUUCCACUUUCUGCUCGAGCCCAGCACACUGAAUGUGGCUCCUUUCAAUGCCAAGCUGAAAGGGCAGGCAGCUGUCAGGCAGCUCAUACCAUUCUACCGAGCAGCUGCAUAUAAGCAUGUUCACCGGGCUCAUAACAAAGUGAGGAGCCUGGUGAGCACAGGACUUACCCAGGAGGUAGCGUGGAACCAGAGCCAGGUUGACCUAAUCAUCGCAUCCAGGGCCACCAUCUACUACUACAUGGGCCUGAACUACCUCGACUGGCUGGAGCAUGCCGCCAUAUCUGAGCAGCUCAGGGACGUCCUGAUGAGGGUGUGCCAUCUAUACCUGCUGCAUGGCAUCUACGAGCAGCCAGGCCUCUUCCUUGUGGCUGGCCUGAAGGAAGGGAACCUGGAGGAGAUGUCUGGCAUCAUCACAGAACUGCUGAAGAGCCUGCGGCCUGAUGCUGUUGCCCUGGUGGAUGCCUUUGACCACCACGACAUGGUGUUGUGCAGUGCACUCGGCUCCUAUGACGGCCGGGUGUACGAGCGCAUGUACGAGAGUGCCCUCAAGGCUCCUCUCAACAAGACCCAGGUGCACGAGUCUUACCACCAAUUCCUGGGCCCUCUUAUGAAGUCAAGCCUUUGAAGAGGACUGCUCACCUUGCAAAGCGCUUUUCUCUUCCAUUCCCAUUUCUCUUGUACAUUAUGUGCAGAUCCUUCACAGUUUUAACCUAUCAGUCACAUGUUUUGUGACAACUCCUUGGUUCGGUUGCUGUACGCUUUUAGUAUUUUAUCUCCUUAAUGAUAUGCACAUUUUUUCUUACAGCAAAGCACAUUCUCAUUCUUAGUUUAUGUCGAUGGAUCGUUGCCUUUCAUAAACAUGUACAGAAAUGUACUGUUGACUAAAAUUAUUUGUCAUCGAUAGUAUUAGCGGGAAAGCCGAGCUUCCUUGCACUCAGUGCAAGUGUUACUGAACUGGAAGGUGCAGUCUCCACUUGGUGCUUGCGUACAAUCAAGACAAGUGUGUGCCGAAGCUUGCAAAGGAGCAAUUUUCUUCACUGCUUACACAUUGUGUAAGCUUUUGCAGUGGCUGGAUGCAUGUGCAUACAAGGUGACAGAUUAAGUUCUACCUGAUUUAAGAUGUAGUGUAGAGACAGGAAGAAGUUCAGUGCUCAUUACUUUGCAUCAAUUGAAUAGCAUUUGCUUAACUUGUUAUGCACGUACAGCUAUGCUGCGAACUUGACAUCGUGAUUUCAACCAGCUGGGCAAAGCUCACAGGAAUUUGAAAUCAUGCUGGCAAAGUUUAUGAUGCGCACUUGCACCUAAGUAUACCAGAAGCACCGCACGUCUUGUGCUGAAACACAAUGCUGUGUACAGCCCAUCUAGGGCUAGCUUUGCUGUCGAGUGCCAUUCUCUAGCUGGGUACAAACCCAGGUUGUUUGUGCACAGGAACCGUUCAGGAGAGAGACUGACUAACCACAGUUGCAAGGAAGGUCGCAUUUGAACUUGCAAAGAAAGAAAUCGACAUUAAAAAGCUCUAACGAUAGAUUUACUUUCCGAUAUCACUGUAUGAACCUAUAAAACUGUGAUGCCGACAACAAACGCGAGUACUGCUUUCUCAAAACGUCAUAGUUGGUUGACAUUGCACGUGGUUACCCGUAGUGUUAGAUUAACGCUGCUUUCAUGAAGGUCUGUAUAGGGAAGAUGAAUUGAAGCUGAAGAUUGUCAGUAAGGUUCAGCUCCUGCAUAAGAAUCCGCAGCCCAUGUCAUAAGCAGCUUUUGCAAACGAUCACGUUGUCUUACGUAAUUAUGAUGGCCACCACAACACCUUGUAUGCAUGUGCAUUCAUACUUUUGCCCCUGGGUAUUGUGAUAAAUGCUUUUGAUUGUUCAAAGCCUAUACCUCUGGUCUUUGUUCACGCACAUUUUUGUUUCCUAGCCGCUCUUGUUACUGUGCUAUAAACAAUCUUAGGACAACUCUUUUUUUAAUGGAACAAAGUACCAGCAUAUGCAGAAUGUGCUAGCAACAGAACAAAUGGUGAAUUUUGUACAAUCAUUGAUGAGUGAAGUGCGAUAAUGUCAUGUUGCAGCCUUAUGUACAUGUCGUAAAUACACUAGGAACUUUUCACUCAUGCUUAGAUUUAAGAUGAGGGGCACAUGGACACGUUUGGCAACUCGCAAGUUUUUGAACACUCCUAAGGCACACGCAGCCUGUCGGCAGGAUCAAUGUAAUUCCCCACGGAAUGAUAUCUGUUGCUAGGCGCUGUUUCAGGGCAUCUCUGUUCACAUGAUCAAGCUCAGGAGAGUUAGGAGUGCUGCUUUUGUGGACGAUUUGGUGCUUUACAAUGAAAAAAUCCUUACAGGGGCACCAUAUGGCCUAUGAGGAAGCAUUUUGCUCUUACCCUCCUAGUUCAAGUACCAGUGACACAAAAAUGCAUCAUUCACUGGCCAGUCGCUGAACUGAUUUGAAUAAAAUUUCUUGUACUUGAAGGUGAAAGUCAAACUUAAGUGAAUACUGGGAUUCUAUAUUUUUUGCUAUGAAAACUGAAAAAUAUUAAAGCAUCACAUUGGCAACCCUGAAAUGGAAUCGGAUUCUAGAUCCAUAAAUAGCAUGUGACGGUGCUCGUAAGAGGACAAAUUUACCAUGUUAAAUUAAAAUGGUAAAUUCAAUGCAUAAACUACAUAAACGGUGCUUCACAUUAACUGUAAAUUACAGUAAAUGUGAAGCACUGUUUAUGAUGGUACUGUCGACUAGUAUCAUGGGGAACAUGUAAAUGUUGUCAGCUUUCUAUUACUCUGUAAGUUGCUGUUUACGUAACUAUUCCAUCUGUUUUUGUUGUAAAGCUAUGGUGUUAACGCUGUGUUUCAAAGUUCAUUUGGGUCGAUUUAAGAAGGGUUCGAGUACAAGGUACACAUGUCAGUCUUCGGAAUUGGUUUUCCUUUUAAAUUUAAAUAAAUUUCAUUCAAACCAUUCGACGGAUUGGCUAAAAAGAGCAUGCAGAAGUUUCAGGCAUUUGAAUAGCGAAGGCAAGAGCUAAAGCUUCCUCUUACCACAGACUGUGUAGAAUGCGCUGAAGGUAACACACUCGCAUCAUUGCGCAUCAUUGCAUAUCAUUUGCUACCAAGUAUGCAUCCAUAGCAAUAACAUGUUGCCCAAAUGGCAUGGCCAUUCAUGCUAGCUGCCACACAUGCAAGGUGUGUCCUCUUGACAGCUUUUAUACUGAGCAAUGUUUUUGUGACAUGCAACACAUUCCUGGAGCUUCUCAUAACAUGUUUUUAUAACAAGUGCAAUUUUUAAGGUUUGUGAUACUGUACUACAUAAUACAAAAUAAAAUGGGUAUUUUACACACCA
Molecule: messenger RNA, 4777 nt
Organism: Dermacentor silvarum
Lineage: Eukaryota; Metazoa; Arthropoda; Arachnida; Ixodida; Ixodidae
Gene: ACOX1
Product: peroxisomal acyl-coenzyme A oxidase 1-like
Exons: 14
Coding region: 90-2072 (660 amino acids)
Biological process (GO): fatty acid beta-oxidation using acyl-CoA oxidase; lipid homeostasis
Cellular component (GO): peroxisome
Molecular function (GO): FAD binding; fatty acid binding; acyl-CoA oxidase activity
Source: RefSeq, a predicted model, not a curated record